This is a messenger RNA of Anopheles coluzzii, 4074 nucleotides long. Its product is annotated as beta-1,4-N-acetylgalactosaminyltransferase bre-4. The coding region runs from base 523 to 2112 and encodes 529 amino acids. Gene Ontology annotation, molecular function: N-acetyl-beta-glucosaminyl-derivative 4-beta-N-acetylgalactosaminyltransferase activity. Lineage: Eukaryota; Metazoa; Arthropoda; Insecta; Diptera; Culicidae. Gene Ontology annotation, biological process: glycosphingolipid biosynthetic process; carbohydrate metabolic process. The transcript has 8 exons. The record is from RefSeq and is a predicted model, not a curated record.
CGAUACUUCUGCCGUUUCGCCUAUCACUGGUACAUCAGGUGCUACGCUAGACACAAACAACAUUUUGGUGACCAGCGAAAUAACACAAAAUUGCGGUGCAUUAGCCGGCCCUUUGCCCUGUGAGUUUGAUUUCCUCAUUUGGAUAGCAAACUGUGCUAUAUAUUCACCAAACAAUCGUCCACAUGCUUUAUCCUCGGUGAAACGGCAAUAGAAAAAAAAGCAAUUGUAAACAAUCACUUGCAGCAAAAGUACAACAUCCCAAGCGAAAAAUCGAAUAUUCCAUCUACAGCAGCAAGUUACGCAUACGGUCCACUGCGUCUACACCUAAACCGCUACCGUGAAAACUUAUGCCACAUCGUGAUGGCCAAGAGGUGUACGCAUCGUUCAUAAUCGAAGGUGAUCAAAGGUGAAAAUCACGGCCACGGUUCAUCUGAUCAAAUUCUCCCGGCACCUAGAAAUUGAUGCACUGUAGUACAAGGAAGAGAUCUCCACUGCUGACCAUCUGUCUACGUAAAUGGACCCAUGGCGUUCUGUAACCGCACGCUUGCUAUUAAGGCAGCGUUGGGAGCGGGGUUUUUGCUAAUUCUGUUAAAUCUCCUAAACUCCAAGCUAGACAGCUCUAGUGACACCAACAGAUAUUCACGCUUGAAGCUAGGUGUAACCCAAUGGCCCAAACGAACACACGGCAGCAUAGAAUCACAUUUUUCCACGUCCACUGCAGGUAACGAUAAAAAUGAGAACACAAAUGAACAGUACAACACCGAUGGCCAUCCUGUAAAUUAUGAUUCCUCCGAUGCAUCGAGGCGCGACGCAUCCGUAUCGAACACGCCCAACUAUCCAGCGGAGAGUCCGGGAGCUUCCCAACCGAAUCAGUCGUCUAGUGUAGUAAAUGGAACAAGCGUUCAGCACAAUAACCUUGAAAUUCAAAAUGUGAUAAAAAAUCUUGAAAAACAACCAACCAAUCGCACAGCUACUACGGUAUCUGCACAGUAUGAACUGAACAGUGAUAAGAUAAAUAAUAAUUUCUCUUCGAUUGCAACUCCUAGCAUUAGUUCUGGUAGCGUAAGUAGUCAUUUUAGCAGUAGCAUAAGUAUUGUAGGCAAUGUCUCUGGGCAGAGUAAUGUGAAGUCUGAAAAAGAGAUCAAAGUGAAAACAAACAAAUCCUCGGCCGAAGAUGCCACUAACUUUGCGCACAAUGCCUCCAUGGUAACCGCUCUGAAGCAGGAGCCACUGAAGAAUGAACCUACACAACGGGAUGGAAGCAGCACAAACGAUAAUAAUUUGUCGGACAGGUUUACCAUUGACAGCUGUCCACCGAUUCCUCCAAACCUUGACGGACCCAUUACAGUGGAUGUGGCGUUUGAGUCUCUGAGCGCGGUAGAAAGCCGGUUCGCCGAUAAGCUGCAGCCUGGUGGCCAGUACGUACCGCCGGACUGUACCGCCCGAAACCGUGUAGCCAUCAUCGUACCAUACCGUGAUCGUGAAAAGCACUUACCAAUCUUCCUCAAGAAUAUCCAUGCACUAUUGAUGAAGCAACAGCUCGAGUACGGCAUAUACAUAGUGGAGCAGACUGCUGGAUCCUCGUUCAAUCGUGCCGCCCUCAUGAACAUUGGCUUUGUGGAAGCGAUGAAGCAAAAGAACUGGGAAUGUAUGGUAUUUCACGAUAUCGAUCUGCUUCCCAUGGAUGAUCGUAAUCUCUAUACGUGCCCGGACCAACCACGUCACAUGUCGGUCGCUGUUGAUACCUUCGGUUUCAAGCUACCGUACAGUACCAUCUUUGGCGGUGUCUCAGCCAUGACAGAGAAACAGUUCCGAAUGGUGAACGGAUUCUCCAACGCGUUUUGGGGGUGGGGUGGAGAGGAUGACGACAUGUCGAACCGGCUAAAACAUGUCGGUUUCCACAUCGCUAGGUACCCGGUGAACAUAGCACGAUAUACGAUGCUAUCACAUAAAAAAGAGAAAGCUAACCCUAAGCGAUACGAAAAAUUAGUAAAUGGAGCUAAACGCUUCGAUAGCGAUGGACUGAAUUCACUGCAUUAUCAGUUGGUAAACUUAAUACGUAAACCUUUGUACACCUGGAUUCAUGCAGACAUUUCACCGGAUGGCAGCUGAUGAUUGUCGUUUCUAGCGGAUUGGUUAGGCUAAAUAAACAAUCCCCAAAAAGUAGCAGGCAGCAGCAGCAUUGUUGAGAUGUAGAUAAUUUUGAAUUAUUGUACGUAGCGAGUUAAAAUUGUGUUCACAGGCAACAUUUAACCUUCUUAUGAUUUAGCAACGGUGUAAGAUAAACGAAUCUAUUUCCAUCCACUUAUUCAUGGAAACUAAAGAAACACUAAAUCUAGCACAAAUUUAUUAGCGCCAACGUUGUGCUCCACAAUCCUGCGUCAUCCUGUUUCCUUCAUUGGGAAAGUGAUAAAAAAAACUAUCAAAUAAGCCUAUAAAUCGAACAAAUUAUCAAUCGAUAUUGAAGAUAAGAGUAGUUUCUAAGUAGCAUUAUUUGAGCAACUGUUAAUUUUGCCUGAUUUGCUCAUUCAAAUCAACAGCGGUUGGUGGUACUUAUGUUACAUGUUACAUUUAAAAUGUUGAUGGACAAACCGAUACGUGUUUCCAAAGUAUGACGACGCUGAAUAGAAAACGAUUGACAAUUAAGUUUGAUAACUUCAAUAACUCUUCAAAAGAAUGUUGUCAUAUUCAAUUCAAGCAUGAUCUUUUGUCUGUGUUAUUUAGUGCAAUUAAUGCUCAAUGCAAACCUACAACGGAAUCGGAAUCUUGGAUUGUUAGAUCAAUUUUCACUGGUGGAAGAAAAAACAAAGAUUUGAAGCACAUGUAAUCUCAAUUGGUGCGACAGACACGACGUGUCCUAUAUAGUGAGCAAGAAUGCGGAUUUCUUUAGCAAAAGUGACCAUUAGCAACCAUUAGUCCGGCCUCGUGGUACUGUCGUCAACUCUUACGACUUAACAACAUGCCGCCAAAAGGACCGUGCCCCCAUACGGUAGGGCUGACGACUAUCAUGCUAUGGGGAGUAAACCAUACGUCACUGAAAGCCAACUCCACAAGUGGUACAGGCAGGCCUAGACCGACAACGGUUGUUGAGCCAAAGAAGAUGAACAAGACCAUUAGCAACGCUUAGUAUUGAAUGCAAAUUUGUUAAAAAUGAAUAAUAAAAAGCAAUGUAGCUACUUACGGAAAUACGCACAAAUUUCACGAUGAAAGAUCUGUUAUAAUCAAAAUACAAGCCACACAAAUGGGCACAAACGUUUCUUAAGUUCCGUCCGGAUGAAUGAAGAGAGCUAAUUUGUACUGCGUAGUAAGUAAAUUAGAUCCAAAAUAGUCAACAAUCAAGGCAUCGUUGCAGAAAUCAGCAAGAUAUGAUAACAUUAUCAAACAAUGAAGAUGGUGCCGCUUUUGAACUCUUAAGCUGUCGUUUUCCUUUCGUACGUUAGACGCUUGAUCGUGUUCAAGCUAGAUAUUGAAAUUAUUAAUUAUGGCUAUUGUUACAUUAAUUAAUUUAUUUUUUCCGACAGAUAAUUGCUAACCGUGAGAUGCUUUACACCACGAUAGCAUAGAUAUGCGUAAUAGACAAAAUACCAGACAGAUCGAAUCAUUCAAACUUAGUCCCUAUGUUAAUUCCCGCUCUACGUUCUGGAGUAUAGACUAAUUAGACCUCAACAAGCAUUCUUCCUCACACUGGACUAAAAUAACAAAACAAACGUAUGGAGCGUAAAUGUACAACGAGUAUGCGUAACAUGUUGUGAAUUGGUUGGUGAAAGUAAUGACGAACCUGGUUCACCUGUUUAGAUAGUAUUAUUGCAAUUAUUGUAAUGAUUGUUAUGAUUCCAAUACUCACUAAGAACGAUACUACCAUUCAAGACCAACACACAAAACUAACCCUUCUUCAAAAGUUAUUCGCAAUGAUGAAUCUCUUGAUCAUGUUAAUCCACAAUUAUUCUUACCAUUACUGGAAAAAAACUGCAGUGUAGCGGGAACUAGUGUACGUUGGGGGAAACUUUAUUACGCAAUACUUGAAUACGCAGAGAUACUUUGAAUGAGAUAAAACAAUAAACAAUAGAAACUGUA